ACGUACUGAGUGCCAACUGUAUGCCAGGUGUCGCUGGGCAUUUUAUGUGCUCAUGAGAUAAGGAAGAAUCCCUCUUAGCUUCCCCUCUAAGACAGGGGCUGUACUUAUCCCGCACUCAUGCCCAUUUCACAGUUGAGGAAACUGAGACUUAAGGGGGGGAAAAAGGAACCUCCCCAAAAUGACACAGUUUAGUGUCAGAGCUCCCCUUUGCUGCUCCCCACGUCCUGACCAGUACCCCGGGGAGGCAGCUGGCAGAAGGAAACACCCCCCCCCCCCCCCCCGUGUUGCUAAAAACAAGAAGGCCCCCCGAGCACGACCUGCUCCAAGACCACGGUCAACGCCCUCAGCGCUGGUGGGCUACAACAGAUGUCAGGAAUCCCGCCGAGCUGGCUCAAGGCCGGAUGAGGCCGGGCUUCUCCUGCAGCCCCACCGGAGGCUGGGGGAUGGCUGGGCUGGUGGGCAGCGCCUCCCUUUCCUUCCCAGAGGAGGAAACCGCGGUUCGCAGAGGGGAGGCGUCAGGACUGUGAUAGGCUGUCUCGGGAUGGACUCCACCCUGCCAGAGCCUGGGGGCCUGGUCCCUGUGGGUAGAGUCCCCCACAGCAGGCACAGGUGCCAGCGCGAGCCCCGAGGUCCAGCCCAGGCCCUCAGAGCCCAUCCUUGCAGGCGACAGCUGGCCAAGCUGGCCCUCAUCUUCCGCUACAUGCAUGCGGAACUGAGCGCACUCUUCCCCGGUGGAAAGUACUGUGGACACACGUACCAGCUCGCCAAGGCCCCAGCCCACAGCUUCUGGAGGGGGCACUGCGGCGCCCGUUGUGUCCUGACCUGGGCUGAGUUUGAGUCCAUCUUGUGCACCUGCCACCCGGUGGAAUCAGGCUCCACGGGCCUGGCCUUGCGCUCCACCAUCAACCUCACUUGCAGCGGCCACGUGUCCAUCUUCGAGUUUGACAUCUUUACCAGGCUCUUCCAGCCUUGGCCGACACUCCUCAAGAACUGGCAGCUCCUGGCGGUCAACCACCCGGGCUACGUGGCCUUCCUCACGUACGAUGAGGUUCAAGCGCGUCUGCAGGCCUGCAGAGACAAGCCAGGCAGCUACAUCUUCCGGCCCAGCUGCACUCACCUGGGACAAUGGGCCAUUGGAUUCGUGAACUCAGACGGCAGUAUCCUGCAGACCAUUUCUCUCAACAAGCCCCUGUUCCAGACACUCCUGGACGGACAAAGGGAAGGCUUCUUCCUCUACCCAGAUGGGAAGAACCACAACCCAGACCUGACUGAACUCUGCCAGAUGGAGCCCCAUCAGCGCAUCCAUGUGUCGGAGGAGCAGCUGAAGCUGUACUGGGCCAUGGACUCCACGUUUGAGCUCUGCAAGAUCUGUACCGAGAGGGACAAGGACGUGAAAAUCAAGCCAUGUGGACACCUGCUCUGUGGCAGCUGCCUGGCUACCUGGCAGAACUUUGAAAGCCAGACGUGCCCCUUCUGCCGCGGCGAGAUCAAGGGCCAAGAGGCCGUGAGUAUCCAUCAAUUUCAAGAGAAGCCGGAGGAUGCCACGGCCGCUGCCGAGUACCUGAGGUCCGGCAGUGACCAGGAAGAUGGGGAGGAGGAGCUGGGGCAGGUGGUUUCCUCAGCCCCCCCUCAGCUGAAUGUGUCCCCAGCUACAGGCCGGCUGAAAAUGUUCUUUCCACCACCUGGCAGAAGCGUAUAAUUUUCUGUCACCGUCAGCCGGUUGCCACCCUCCCGAAGGUUAGGACUUCGUCUUCUCCAUUGGAUCUCCAGAGUCUAGAACAGUGCCUGGCACAUAGUAGGUGCUCAGUAAAUAGGCUUUCAAGGAAUCCAGGGAACAGAGCCUUCCCAACAGCCCUGUGAAGUAAACAAAAAAUGAAAGAAAUGCUCCCCUCCUCAUUUUCCAGAGGAGAAAAAGCUCAGAGAGGUGACUGUACCCGUCAAAAUUUCACAGGCUGAUACAAGAGAACCUGGUGUUGGGGGUGGGGGGGGUGGGGGGGGAGGGGGCGUGGUGCUUAGAAAACCCUACCAUUAUCUGCUGAUCUUCGAAGCAAGCCCCAGCCUUCUUGCUCCUCCCCACCCCCUACUUCCUACCCCAGGAUUUUCCGAGACCCUGGCCUGCUGGGGAGGGGCCCAUCUGUGUUAGGCUGAGUACACAUAAGAUUCAAUCAAUACAGAGGCGUCUUCAAACAAACAGCUCAGGAAGUCCGGGAACAUUAUUUCGACCGCAGCAAACAAGUGAGCCAGCAGGAAGGGGGGUGGCGGUGACACCAGCCAGGGAAGCUAAAAACAGAUCCAGACCUGCAGCCCAAGGCAAAUGGAAACAUUAGGAGGCACUCAGCUGGCUCCCAGAGGACAAUGAGGGGGAACGCGGCCAGGAUGGC
Molecule: messenger RNA, 2381 nt
Organism: Lynx canadensis (Canada lynx)
Lineage: Eukaryota; Metazoa; Chordata; Mammalia; Carnivora; Felidae
Gene: CBLC
Product: Cbl proto-oncogene C
Exons: 9
Coding region: 179-1699 (506 amino acids)
Biological process (GO): cell surface receptor signaling pathway; negative regulation of epidermal growth factor-activated receptor activity
Cellular component (GO): membrane raft; plasma membrane
Molecular function (GO): receptor tyrosine kinase binding; calcium ion binding; phosphotyrosine residue binding
Source: RefSeq, a predicted model, not a curated record